AUGGGACUAAUUUUGUUUUGCAUAAACAGCAUUCCAGUUACAUGGAACUACGGGGAGAAAAAAAUCCCAAUUGGAUGGGGAUGGGAUCAGAAGGACAAUGCACUGGUUCUUGAGUUGAAAUGUCAAUCGGCGUCGGUGGUGUGUGUAAGUGGGAGCGGGUGGAGCGGCGGUAUGCGCGUGGUGUUGGCAGCGCUGACGGCGCUGGCGGCGCGCACGCUCGCCGGCCCGCAUGAGCAUCGCGCGCGGCACCACGCGCCCGACCACCCCCUACACUUCCCUGCACCGGCGCCACCUCAGCCCUACCGUGGUCAUGGCGAGGCCGUCCGAUACAAUCCUGAACUAGACACGAUUCUACCCCGAAUCGAAGAUCACGAGACCUCUUCUAAACGCGCCAAAUUAGCUGAUGCCGAAUCUUCCUCUAAGAGGGCUAAGUAUGACGAAAGAGUCUAUUCUAACCAUGAGCGAGCCGAGGAACUGCCUAUGGCCGACGAGCCUCAACUUGGACCAGAAGAAGAUGAUCCAUUAGUCGUCCGCACUAGAAAGGGUAGGGUCAAAGGAAUUACACUUACUGCAGCCACAGGAAAAAAAGUUGACGCAUGGUUUGGCAUUCCGUACGCACAGAAACCAAUUGGAGACUUAAGAUUUAGACAUCCAAGACCUAUAGAAAGCUGGGGUGAAGAAAUUUUAAAUACAACUACACUGCCCCAUACAUGCGUCCAAAUUAUUGAUACUGUGUUCGGAGACUUUCCCGGUGCGAUGAUGUGGAAUCCCAACACUGAUAUGCAAGAAGACUGUCUCUAUAUAAAUAUAGUAACACCAAGACCGAGGCCUAAAAACGCAGCAGUCAUGCUAUGGGUAUUUGGAGGCGGAUUUUACUCGGGAACAGCCACUUUAGAUGUCUACGAUCCAAAAAUAUUGGUAUCUGAAGAGAAAAUUGUUUACGUAUCUAUGCAGUAUCGAGUUGCAUCACUCGGUUUUCUAUUUUUUGAUACUCCUGAUGUACCAGGUAAUGCUGGUCUAUUUGACCAGCUUAUGGCACUACAGUGGGUUAAAGACAAUAUUGCCUACUUCGGAGGUAAUCCUCAUAACAUAACUUUAUUUGGUGAGUCAGCUGGUGCAGUGUCCGUGUCUUUACACUUGCUUUCUCCUUUAUCGAGAAACAUGUUUUCUCAAGCGAUAAUGCAAUCGGGAGCAGCCACAGCACCUUGGGCUAUUAUUACGAGGGAAGAGAGCAUCUUACGCGGCAUUCGAUUAGCAGAAGCAGUGCACUGUCCACAUUCUAGGACGGACAUGGGACCGAUGAUAGAGUGCCUACGAAAAAAAACUGCUGAUGAACUAGUUAACAAUGAAUGGGGUACUCUAGGUAUAUGUGAAUUUCCUUUCGUCCCAAUUAUUGAUGGAUCCUUUCUAGAUGAGAUACCUGUACGAUCUUUGGCCCAUCAGAAUUUCAAAAAAACCAAUCUUUUAAUGGGAUCAAACACUGAAGAGGGUUAUUAUUUCAUUUUAUACUAUUUAACUGAGUUGUUUCCAAAAGAAGAAAAUGUGGGUAUAAGCAAAGAACAAUUUUUGCAAGCUGUAAGGGAGUUAAACCCUUAUGUAACAGAUGUAGCACGUCAGGCUAUAGUUUUCGAGUACACAGAUUGGUUGGAUCCCGAGGAUCCUGUAAAAAAUCGGAAUGCAUUAGAUAAAAUGGUGGGAGAUUACCACUUUACUUGUGGAGUGAACGAGAUGGCUCAUCGCUAUGCUGAGACUGGUAAUAAUGUCUUCACUUAUUACUAUAAACAUCGUAGUAAGAAUAAUCCUUGGCCAUCGUGGACAGGAGUUAUGCACGCCGAUGAAAUCAAUUAUGUGUUUGGAGAACCAUUGAAUCCGGGGAAAAAUUAUUCUCCAGAGGAAGUCGAUUUUAGCAAGCGUUUGAUGAGAUAUUGGGCUAAUUUUGCUCGAAGUGGGAAUCCAUCAAUAAAUUCAAAUGGCGAGUCAACAAAAAUUCAUUGGCCAGUUCACACGGCGACUGGUCGAGAGUAUUUAUCGCUAGCUGUAAACUCCAGUUCUGUGGGACACGGUCUGCGCGUAAAACAGUGCGCUUUCUGGCAGAAAUACUUGCCACAAUUGAUGUCUGCUACUAAUAAGCCAGAACCACCGAGGAAUUGUACAAAUAGUGCAGCUCCAGUCAAGAUUCCUAAUGAGAUCUUCGGCGUAGGAGUUGCGAUAGCCACCGCGUUCACUCAGAGCACGUUGUUCAAAUACAUUAUAUGA
Molecule: messenger RNA, 2256 nt
Organism: Arctia plantaginis
Lineage: Eukaryota; Metazoa; Arthropoda; Insecta; Lepidoptera; Erebidae
Source: the annotation of a GenBank genome assembly